This is a messenger RNA of Eucalyptus grandis, 2661 nucleotides long. RefSeq names its product exocyst complex component EXO70A1. Gene Ontology annotation, cellular component: exocyst. Bases 377 to 2416 code for a protein of 679 amino acids. Gene Ontology annotation, molecular function: phosphatidylinositol-4,5-bisphosphate binding. NCBI's taxonomy places the organism in Eukaryota, Viridiplantae, Streptophyta, Magnoliopsida, Myrtales, Myrtaceae. Gene Ontology annotation, biological process: exocytosis. The transcript has a single exon. The record is from RefSeq and is a predicted model, not a curated record.
UUUGGAUUUGCAAACUUCGAUUCUUUCACACAACCUUUCGCUUCCACAGUACGAGAAAAUUGUGUGUCCCCAAAGGUUUUCUCCCUGAUGGAGGGGAGGGGUGUGCAAUUAAUCCAAGCAAGAAGAUGGUUGCAUGUUGGUUGAAGUUACACGGAUCUAAUAGAUAUGUUUGUUUUGCAAGUGAAGUUUGGUUUGAAUUCAGGGGUCUUCUUUUCACUUACAUUUGGUGAGUUGGUGAGAAAGUAGAUGUGCUGUGUGAAGGAAACUAGCAAGAGGGGGUCUAAUUGUUUUUACAUGAAAUGCGCAGAGGCCAUUUAGAAGGCCGAAUCGAAAGUCUUAUCCGCUAGGAAUCCUGAGCCGGGACUUGUUCUGAGUCAUGGCCGAGGGAAAGAGCAUCGAGAGCCUUGUGGCGGCUAGAGACUUGUUGAAGACUAGCCUCGACAAGUCGAGGGUUCUUGGCCUUGAGUUAGAUGGAAUGAGUCUAAGAUUGGAAACGGCGGACCAGAGAUUGUUGUCUCUGGAGUCUGCAUUUAGACCCGCCUCUCGGAAAAAGUGCACGUUCCUUGCAAUUGGAGACCACAUAGACUGCGCCAUACGACCGGCGGACGCGGUCCUGAAAGUCUACGAGUCUGUUCGUGAGCUCGAGCACUCACUGUUGGCAAGCCCUUGCUCUAACCUACCGUGUUAUCUUUCAACCGUGAGAAAGCUUGAGCAGGCACUGAGAUUUCUGUCUGACAACUGUUUGCUAGCAAUUCAGUGGUUGCAGGGUGUGAUCGAGCUUUUGGAAGACAAUGGGAUGACCAACGAGCGCUAUGUUUUAAACUUGAAGAGUUCAUUGAGCAUCCUCCAAGAUUUGCAGUCUUCUGAAAUGAAGUCACAUCGUGACGGAGGAGCUCUAAGUAUCGCAUUCGACAAACUAGAAUGUGAGUUUAAGCAGCUUCUGACAGAAAAUAGUGCUCCUCCUGCAUUUGAAUCACUGACAGAAUGUCCCGUGACGAAGGAUGCUUGUGUCGCUUCAUCACCUUUUCCAGCAUCUGUCAUGCAGAAGUUGCAAGCCAUCCUCGAGAGAUUGGAUAUGAGCAACCAGCUGGAAAGCUGUAUACAUGCUUAUGUCGAUGUCCGGACCUUGAGUGCUAGAGCAAGUUUACAAGCUCUCCACUUGGAGUAUCUCGAGAGUCCAACCUUGCAAUUCGAUGAUGAGCAGACAAUAGAGAGUGACCUGGAAAGGUGGAGCCAGCAUUUGCAAUAUGCCAUGAAGCAUGUCUUUGAGCACGAGCAUAGGCUAAGCAUGCAGGUCUUCGAGAAACUGGGGCAGGAAGUUUGGACAAGGUGCUUCACAAUGAUCGCUUCCCGUACUGGAAUUGCAGCGUUUCUCCAAUUUGGAAAUAAGUUCACAGAAAGCAAGAAGAGCCCUGACAAGUUGUUGAAUCUGUUGAAAGUUUUUGCAGUCCUGGACGAUCUAAGAUCAGAUUUUUCUCAGCUCUUUGGUACGAAAGCCUGCGCUGAAAUCCAAACCCUGACAAGAGAUCUCAUUAGAAACGUUGUUCACGGUGCUUGGGAGAUAUUCUGGGAGCUCUCCUUUCAAGUGGAACUACAAAGGCAGAGCCCUCCUCCAUCAGAUGGCAGCGUUCCGCUGCUCGUGAGCUUUGUCAUGGAGUACUGCAAUCAGCUGCUGGGUGACAAGUACAGGCCCACCAUGAUCCAAAUCCUGGUGAUCCACCAGAGCUGGAAGCAUGAAAAGUAUCAAGAGGGGCUAUUCACCAAUCAGAUUUACAACAUCGUGAAGGAAAUUGGGCUGAACUUGGAUUCGUGGUCAAAGGCCUACCACGACCGUGCACACUCCUUCCUCUUCAUGAUGAACAACCACCACUAUUUCUGCAGUCUCAAAGGCACGAAGCUUGGCGACAUGAUGGGCGAGUCUUGGCUAAGAGCACAUGAGCAAUACAAGGAUUACUAUUCCACGCUCUACCUGAAGGAGAGCUGGGGAAAGCUUCUAGCUCCUAUUACACAAGCCGCUACCGAUCUAACAGCUGAAGAGGAACCAAUAGAUAGAGACCUUCUCAAGAAGAGGCUGAAGGCAUUCAAUGAAGCUUUUGAUGACAUGUACAAGAAGCAAUAUAAUUGGAUCAUCCCUGAUGAAGAUUUGAGGGAAAAGAUGUGCCAGCGUGUGGUGCAGGCUAUCGCACCCAUUUAUGGGAGUUACAUAAAAAAAUACACAACUUCUAUCACUCCAGACGACAGUGCCCACCGCUAUAUCAAGCAUUCUGUGCAGAGCUUGGAGAACAUGCUCGGCUCUCUCUUUCAGCCAAAGCACAGAAAGCUCGGAAAUAGUAAAAGUGUGACGACGAAUUACCCCAUCGACAAUAUGAAAAACGCAAUGACCAGUCAACUCUACCUUACUCUGACUGCUGCUUAGUUUUAGCAUCGAUAUGCUCUUCCUAUGUACAGAUGGUGGAAGGAAAAUAUACAUCAUGUGUAUCCUAUGCCUUUCCUAACUAGGCACAUAGUAUUUAUGGCUUUCUCAAGUGGUCAUGUUUCGACCAAAAGAAAAAAAAAGUGGUCAUGUAAAUAUAGUCAAUGCAGUACUCUCUCUUAAGAAUUGUGGAUAGAUAGUCAUGCUGAUCUUAUUGGCUUUUUGCAACAGCAUAUAUUGCGAGCUUA